Molecule: messenger RNA, 725 nt
Organism: Triticum dicoccoides
Lineage: Eukaryota; Viridiplantae; Streptophyta; Magnoliopsida; Poales; Poaceae
Product: auxin-responsive protein SAUR50-like
Exons: 1
Coding region: 59-448 (129 amino acids)
Biological process (GO): response to auxin
Source: RefSeq, a predicted model, not a curated record
UACACUUUUUCUUCUUUUUGCAAAUUGCAACUAGUUAGCCUGCUAACUUGUGUGCACCAUGGGCAUGGCUGAGAAGAGCUCGGCGACGAGGAAGGCCGGGCUGAUUACCAAGACGCUGGACAGGUGCUGGAGCACACCAAUGAGGAACAAGCCCGCAGAGGGCUGUUUCUCUGUCUACGUCGGUGCUGGGAGGCAGCGGUUCGUGGUGCGGACAGUGUGUGUGAACCACCCGCUGUUCCGGGCGCUGCUCGAGGAGGCCGAGGAGGUGUUUGGGUACGCGGCCGCAGGGCCCCUCGAGCUACCCUGCAACUCCGAGAUGUUUGCCGGGGUGUUGGAGCAGAUCGAGGAGGAGAAGCAGAUGGCGGGACGAAGGAGGUGCGGCCUUGCCAGGGGGAACUCCUACCGGCUGCUUGGCACCGGUCGGGCUGUCAUCAUCGAUCGGUCGUAGGAUAUGCAUUAGAUUUGAUGAUGCCGAGCUGAUGAGCUCUGAGUUUUGUUGAGCUCGCAUUCUGGGACUAUCAUGUAGUACAUAUUUGGAAGCAACCUUAGCGUUCCCAAGUAUGGUAAACAACAUCAUCAUAUACUGGGCAAAUGAGAUACAUUUCUUUCUUCUUCUUUUUCUAUUUUGCAUUUUUGUGAGAAGGCAAUGUUAGAUCUCGAUGUGUUUUCCCCUCCUAAGUUGUAUUAUCUGUCGGUGGAAGUGUUAUACAGAAAUAUAAAGAAUC